UUCUAUGGUAGCGCGGUAGUUCAGUUCGGACUAACAGUCCGCGUGUUACCACGAAUCGUUGAACAGGUGCCGCGUUUUAUGCAUCUUCCUUGAUACAUAAAUGCAUCAUAAAUCAUAAUUAUUAACGCGAAUUCAACUAAAUAAUUACAUAAAUUUUUUUUUCAAACAAUGUUUCUCCUUCAAUUUAACUCGGUGAAGUUACCCGACGAUAUACAUAUGUAUUUGUGAAUUAUAUACGAAAUAUUAAAAAGAUUAAAACUAAGAGAGAAGUAAAGGGGAAUCGAGAAAAGAACGAAAAAGAAAAAAAAAGAGACAAAAAGAAAAGGACGAUUAGGCGUGUUACUCCGAUCGUUGUAAAUAAAAAUCGGAAUCUAUGCAGAAGAAGACAUAGAAAGAGAUAUUCAAUGAUAUCAUUGGAUCAGCGUAGGUUGAUCUAUCAAAAAGGUGGCGGGGGUCGAUCCUAGAUUAUCGAAGGACGAGGAUAUUGAGGGAAGGUUCCGAGGAACCCGGCAAAUGUGGCUCUGUGCACGGUGAGCCGAGGUUACGGGGGCCGUGGGGCCCGUGGCGGGGGUGGUGUAGGUGGUACUGGUGUUGGUAAUAGUAGCAAUAGCGGGAGUGGUGGUGUCGGUGGUAGUGGUGGUGUAGGUGGUGGUGCAGGUGCUGGUGCAGGUGGUAGUGCAGGUGGCAUUGGUAGUGGCUUAGGAAGCAGCAAAAGUUGCGGUGCUCGAGAUAGUGGUCGAUUCGAAAGAUCGAGAGGAGAGGCAAGCGUGAGAUUGCCAUUAAGUCCCCGCACUUUGUGCGCUCCAGGGAGCGGGGCUGGCGGGGCUACUGGGGGAGGAGGAGCUGGCCCGCUCGUUGGGGCCCAGACGCAUGGCCACGCUCACCAGCAGACUGCCGGCGGGGGGCCAGGGACUGGUGGAGGUGGCACCCCCGGUACUACUGCCUCGCCCGAAGAAGUUCAGGCCCUUCAAGACGAACCAAUGCUACACGUUGACAGACCGUCUCAACAAGGAACUUGGAUUUGCUGUGUUCCGUGUUAUUGGCUUAGGAAAAGUAAAGCCGUGCACAAGGCCUUGCUUACCUUUGCCAUGUUACUCGUUACCAGUCUACUUGUCACUAGUCCUGUUCUCUUUCUUAUCACUACUCUACCCGAAGGAGAACAACCGCGCGAUUGCGCGCCAUUGGACGAGGCCUGUAUCAGAGAACGAGACGGUCCGGAUGGCAUUUGCGAAUCGAAGGCCUGCAUGGAAGCCUCCAAAAGGAUCUUGGCUUCAAUGAAAAGAGGCGUGGAUCCUUGCAAAGACUUUUAUCAGUUUGCCUGUGGUGGUUUUCGCGAUCAACAGCCUUAUCAACCAAGCUCGAGUUUCAAUAUGUUGCAGGCUCAAAUCGACGAACGUAUUCAUAAAAUGUUAUUAAACGAAACUGAUCGAAUGGUUGGUGUCUUCGAGAAGCUGGGUCAAUUCUACGUUAGUUGUCUCGGGUUCAAGGAGAAGCCUGUCAACUUUGCACCUGUUUACGAUCUUCUUCGAGAACUCGGUGGUUAUUUACCACCGAAGAGUGUCGUUCCAGUUGAUAUAACUCCAUUGGUCUCGGCUCUUCUUCGAGUGAACGGUGCACCCCUCUUUGAUUUGUACGUAGACGUCGAUCUUUACGAUCAUUCUAGAUCCUCCGUUUUUCUGGAUCUCCCCACCAAGUAUCAAGAAGAUGCCAUCUUUAUGGAAAAUCUGGAAGAUAUACCAAAAUGGCUUAAGACUGUGUCGAUGUAUGAGAGAAGAAGAAAAAGAUCGGUUCACGAAGAAAGUCAAGCGUACAUGAUGAUAAAGAAUAAGAGAGAGGAACGAAGAUCGCGCAGACUUCAAAAGAUCGUCGAAGGAAUGCUGCCGAAGACGAUGAGUCCAAAAGAACGUUCCUCCGAGACGGAUUUAUUGUUGCAAUUUUGUUUGUCACUCAGUAAGAUUUAUCCGAAGCACAAGGACCUGUACAAUUGGGUGGACGUCGAUCAAAGAGUUUACGUUCCUUUCAACAUGACUUAUCUUCAGGAAAGUUUUGGUUAUAUAAGGUGGGGGACGCUGUUGAAUGCCACGUUAGGCGCUGCCACUGCCGAUUUAUUUAAUCGCAACAAAACGCUAGAUCGUGAUCGACGAUUUAAUACCGACGAUCAAAUGAUCUACGUUUACGUUACCGCUCCCCGUUACUUUCGUAGCCUUGGAAAAUUACUCAACAGAUUUUCGAGACGGAUUAUACAUAAUGGAUUGUUGCUGCUUUACGCUGCUGAUACCUUGCACGAUAUCGUCAACGUGACUGCUAGUAAGGAUUGGGACAAUUCCUGUUACAAGUUAACAAAGAACAUUUUUGGAGAGAUUGUUGGAGCUCUAUACGUUCAGCAAUACAGUUUACAAUAUUUGGAGACUUUAGCGAAUAGAGUUAGUGGAUUAUUCGAAAGAGUUAAGGAAACUGUCGCAGAACGAAUUUUAGUAAAGCCUUGGCUCGAUGAAGAAACGAGAACGCAAGCAUUGCUUAAGCUUAGAACAUUGCAAGGAAGAUUUCACGUGUGGCCUGGUUUUCAUAACGAUACAUUAUUGGCUCGUGAUAUGGCUGAGGUUCUGAUCGAUCCUGACAACUUUUUCUCUAUGGUACUUCAUAGGUUCAAACAAAUUCGUACCGUAGAUGACAAGGUUUUACGAAGAAACGUCACCGCAAAAUGUCGUCAUCCUUACACAGUGAAUGCUUAUUACGAAUCAUCGACGAAUACGAUCGGAAUUCCUUUGGCCAUGAUGACUUCCUGGGCAUGGUCUUGGGACGGUGGACCAGCUUAUGCUGCUCAUGCUACACUUGGAUCGGUAAUCGCCCAUGAAAUACUUCAUGCCUUCGAUCUCCAUCGUCGUCGCUUGCCUCUCGAUCCUGAUCUAAACGUCGAUCAAUGGCUAUGGAUCACUACGGAAUCUUGGAAACGACUCGAGGCUAGGAUCGAAUGCGUCGCUAAGCUUUAUGCCAGAAGUUUUUGGCGUAAAGUUCAGUUUUAUGGAAACGAUGUUGCUGUUCAGUUUGAUUGGAAUGUAACGAGGAAUGAGAAUGUUGCCGAUAUUGGGGCCUUGCAAAUUUCUCAUAAAACUUGGCAUACUUUAACCAACGGAAAAGAUCGAAGUCUUCCUGGUUUGGAAGGUCUUCGACCAAGCCAACUUUUUUUCAUAAGCGCCGCCCAGACUUAUUGUUCUAACAUGACUGCCGAGGCCUAUAUCCUCUCCGUUGAACUUGAUUAUCAUACUCCUCAACCCGAAAGGGUCAACGGUAUAAUGAUGAAUUCAUAUGCGUUUGCGGAAGCAUUUCGCUGUCCGAUCGGAGCUAAAAUGAAUCCGGUGAGUAAGUGCACCACUUGGUGACAAUCGGGCAAAGGUAAUGAUAAUUAUGGACGCCAUGAUAAUUAUGAGAUUACGUCAGCGGUAUGGACUCGGCUCAACGAAGCACGCCUUUUUUCAAGAGAUUUGGUAUAACACAAAUAAAUAAAAAUAAAAAUAUAAAAAAAUAAAAAAAGGAAAAGAAACGCAAGAAAAAAAGAAAAAAAGAAAACAAAAGCUUUUGAAGGAAGAAGCUUUUUCGGCAAAGUAGUUUGUAUUUUUUUUUUUAUAGACUCUUGAGAAUCGUCGAAAUGUUCCUGCGUCGAAAUCCAUCGAUUCGGCGCAAUAAUUCCAUUAGGAGACAUCAUCGACGAAAUUCUUAAGAUCGUGAAACGAUCGAGACAAUGAGAAUUGAUAUGCUUGUUUAGUAAAUUACAAAUGGCGUUACGUUGUGUCGUAUUAAGGGUGUUUAAAAUGCCAUCGAUGUUAUCUCUCCAUUUACGGCGCUUUAGGAUUUUAAGUUAUGAGGCUACGAUCGCAUACACGAGCGUUUGAUACAAUGCAUGUUACACGUCACAUUUUUUCCACCGAACUAUUUAAUAAAAUCUUUCUUUGACACUUUUACGAAAUGCCAUUUAUCACAUAUACUUGGAAAAAAAAGAAUGUGCUUGCGAUGUGAUCAGCGUUACCGUGAGAAAUCCAUCGCUAGGGAUAACAAGACGUCACAUUAUCCUUCACUGCCACUCUAUGCUACGUUACUUGUAUCAUGGAACUUUAUGGGGCUUUAUGAUAAGUCGUCACGUUUUUAAUCUAACAUAAUUUUAAUAACUACUUAUUGCUACUACUUUUCCCCAGUAGUAUCCAAUUCUUUCUCUUUUUCUCAAUCUGGUAAUGUUGAAUAUAACUCAAUGUUUAAUAUCGAUUUGAUAACACAGCAAAAUCAUAGGCCUAUAUUUUUUGAAUGAUACUCUAACUAAAGGAAAAACAAAAUGUCCCAAUUCUAUUAAUGAACCAAUAUUGAUUCUUAAAAGCAACUUUUUCAACAGCUUGUAUAUUUUGGCGAGAAAUUUAUAAAGAAAAAUAUUUAAAGUUACAACUAUAUUGAAUACAGGGUGUGAAAAACACAUUAAACAUUCAUUCGGUCAAGAUCCCACUUCAGUGGAAAAAAAGUGACGUGUAAAACGCAACGUAUUAAACACCUAUGUAAUUAUAGCCUAAUAGUGAAAGCAAUCAAAUUAUUUGAUGAUGAAAGAGAUAUGAAAUAAAAAGAGAAAGAGAAGAAAAAUAGAAAUAUAUAUGUACAAAAAGGACAGUGUGUGUGUGUGUGCAUGCGUGCGUGUGUGUGUGUAUUGUUAACGCGCAAGAAAAGAUGAGAAAAUUAGAAGCUAAUUUUGUUCGUUCAGAUUGCAGUUUUGUAGGCACGUAAGAAUGAUGUUUCUACUUGGCCAUCGACAAAUUCUAUUAGAGCAUAUUCUAAGCUAUAUUUGUAUAAUUGAGAAAAUAGUUGCGUAAAACAAUGUUUUUCAAACUUUGUCUCUUAUAACUAUGCUAUGUAAGAAGUAUAUUUUACAUAAAUAUAUCCAAUAUAUAUAUACAAAUUAUAUACAAGAGAAAGUUUACUUCAAAUAUUAUGUUUUUGAAACAUAACAAAUCUAGUAAUCUUUGAUUGUUUUUAGAGUCUAAAAAGUUUAUAUUCAUUAACAAUAUACUUAACUAAAAGUUUAUUUUAUACUUAUGUAUAUAGAUAGUUUGAAAAACACUGACACAUUAAAAGCCAAGCAUCUUUGGUUGCGCAAAAAUAAAGCAAUUGCUAUAAAUUAAUUCUUGAGCGGUUGCGAAAGUGAUCGUAAAUCAUUAAAACCGUCAACAAGUUAUCCUUGGAUAUAAUUAUUUCAUAUUUAAUCAUAGAUUGAAGAAACUAGAUCUGUCAGGCAUGAUAUAUAUUAUAAGAUAACAAAUAAUUUAGUUCUUUUUCAGCACCGAUUGUCUUCGUUUUCAUUAGUCCACGAUCAAUUGUAAAUAAUAAUUACUGUGUAAAGUGUUAUUAUAAAAUAUCCAGUUCUUGGUUUGUAUGUUUAUUGUUGCUAAAAUAACAUUAUGCACGUAUUAUAAUGUAUCAUAAUAAUAAACCUAGAGGUGCACAAUCUUAAAUAAUCAUUAAAUAAUUGUGAAAUUUGAAAGAAGAUGAAAAUUAUUUAAUGUUUAAGUAUUCAUUCAACUAUAAUCUAUGAGUUUGGAAUGCCUAAAACUGUUUGAAUCUUUGGAAAGUAACAAACAAGAUUUUUUCAAAGAGAAUCUCUAUUACAGAUGAUCGAAAGUAUUUUCCAUUAUAAUACACGUAUCAUUCAUUUUCUAUCUAUUAUAUUUUAUACUUGCUUAUUUAUACGUAUCUAGCAAUAUAUAAUUCAUAGAACAAUUAAAAUUUUUCUUAAACCUGCGUAUUUCAAAAUAUACAUAAAAUUAUACUAUCGUACUUCAUAUACAUACAUAACUAUAUGCUAAGAAAAACUGCAAGAUUAAAUUUCGUAACAGCAAUAUUUCUUGAAUACUUUGUGGGUGCAUAGAUAAAUCAAAAUAAAUAAAAAUUGUGCACUUUAUCAAAGCAAAGAAUAGAAUUCAAUAAUAAGAUAUUACACGCCAUAUUGUUAAAAUACUUAAUCGAUUCUAUGAAAGAUAGUGUACCUCUACGUUCAUGAAUAAUCAAUUGAUUUGAAUCAUCGCUCUUGUAAAAUUGCUCUUGCUUUUUUCACAAAAUCUUGUUCUUGACUCGUUAGAUUAUGCCAACGUUUUCCGAACUUAACUUUAAAAUAAGGAAAUCUGAAAUUUGAUUUUAAUUUCUAUACAUGUUUUUACGUUACUCAAAUUUAAAAAAAAAGCUUCAGUACUUCUCAUCCGAUAAAUUCAUUUUUCGUGAUAUACGACUGAAAAGAUUAUAUAUUGAUUAAUGAAUAUUUUUUAAGAAUAUUUUUGUUUCCAGUCAGUUUGGGAAACGUUGAAUUCUACGAUUGCUAACACAAUGAAGAGAUUUGUUUAGAUUCUGGUCGGUAAGAGAACAUGAGAGUCUUUCGAGAAUGAGCAAAAUAUUCCUUCAAUACUUUUUCUGCCAUGUAUUAAAAUUAUCAUAGACAUGAAGAAGAAGCAAAGCGUGUAUUAUUAUCUUCAAAUAACCGUGUCUUUGCGACUUUUUGGCGCUUUGACGCAAGAAUCGCGAUCUGUGAUAUUCUUAAGCAUUCCUUAAACAAAUACGACGGUCCGAUAGUCGUGCGACGAAUUCAGGAAUGAAUUUCAACAAAAAAAAGAAAAAGUAAAUAAAAUUUAUUGAAAAGAAAUAAAGUAUAUAAAUAUAUAUACAUAGGAGACACAUUAGUAUUUCGAUCGUCUUUAAUCGUAAGUUAGUAGAAUUAGUUUUCGUGCACGGGAUUCGGCCCACUUCAAACCCUAAUAUUCAAAUCGAAAGCAUGUUUUCGCAUUACUGAAACACCGUUGUAAAGAUAAAUGGCUGAUAACUCAUAAUGCAAAUAAAUAUGAUUUAUAUAUUA
Messenger RNA from Polistes canadensis, 6874 nucleotides. RefSeq names its product neprilysin-like. Gene Ontology annotation, biological process: protein processing. NCBI's taxonomy places the organism in Eukaryota, Metazoa, Arthropoda, Insecta, Hymenoptera, Vespidae. Gene Ontology annotation, cellular component: plasma membrane. The record is from RefSeq and is a predicted model, not a curated record. The coding region runs from base 981 to 3380 and encodes 799 amino acids. Gene Ontology annotation, molecular function: metalloendopeptidase activity. The transcript has 18 exons.